GACACCGUCAACUGGCCCUCGGGAGCUGAGGCAAAGUGAAUCAUCACUCUCAUUGCCUGACAGAUUAACGACCCCAAACCUCGGAUCUUCCCUACCUUAGUGACGGAGUCACUGAGGCUGAUUUGGAACUGAGCCGCCGAAGGUUUCCUCAGAACAUUUUGUUAAAUACUGAGAUCAGCGGCAGCGGGUUUUGAAUUCGCGAUUUCCGCGCCGUUUGUCUCUCUCCCCGACCUGUCUGCCUGGGCCUGAGGCCGGCGCAAUGGAUUCGGACAAAGAGCCGCCGGCUAAACCUGCUGCAUCGGCAGCAGCCGCCCCGGCCGAGCCGCCCAAGGCUGGAGAGGCGGUCGUGCCCCUGGCUUCCUCUGAUGAUGCGGCCGGACAGCCGGGGCCCAGCAGCGGGGAAGCGGAGGCGGAGGAGGAGGAGGAGGAGGAGGAGGAUGGGAGACAGGACCCCCUUGGGGAGAAGAAAGCGGCGGAGCCGAGGGAAGGCGGCGCCGACGAUGAAGAAGAUGAGGAAGGAGACGCUGUCCAACAGGCCAAGAGGCUGCGGGUGGAGCCGGUCAGAGACAAAAAGGACAAGAAGCAGAAGGUGGACGAGGACGAAAUCCAGAAGAUGCAGAUCCUGGUUUCAUCCUUUUCUGAGGAGCAGUUGAACCGCUAUGAGAUGUAUCGGCGCUCUGCUUUUCCCAAAGCUGCUAUUAAAAGGCUGAUCCAGUCAAUCACAGGCUGCUCAGUAUCUCAGAAUGUGGUGAUUGCCAUGUCUGGUAUUUCCAAAGUCUUUGUGGGUGAAGUGAUGGAAGAAGCUCUGGAUGUCUGCGAUAAAUGGGGAGAAACUCCGCCCUUGCAGCCAAAGCACAUGCGGGAAGCAGUGAGAAGACUUAAGCUGCGUGGACAGAUCCCAAACACAAAAUAUAAGAAAGUUUCAUUUCAUUAAGAGGAGACCAGCAACAGUGAAUGCUCAAAUCUAAACCGAAUUAUGGGGAUGUAUACUGCAUAUUUUGAUGUGUUUUGGGGCUCAUACCAUUUAUCCUUUUGGACUGCUUAACUUUAGGUACUGGGACUUGAAACAGGUUUUCAGUGUUUAUUUUGACAAGGGUAUUAGUACAAAUUCAAAAGGAACCAGAAGAAAUUUCUGGGAGAGUAUAGUUUUCUGGAAAUAUUCAGGGAAACUGUUUAAUUUUAGUAUAUUAAAUAACAUCCCCAACCCCAGAUAUUCUGGAGAUUUUAUGUCCAGUUACCAAUGUUCUGCCUCACUGGGGAAGAGGGCACUCUUACACUCCAUUACAAAAAGAGCCAAAGGGGGAGAGAUAUACAAUUAGCAGACUGCUUCAUUUCUCAUUCAAUAUAUGGAUGGCUGAAAAUUUGUAAAUGAAAACUAAAAACUGGAUGUGUGAUUGUAAAUACAAUCUGGACAGUUCAGGUUAGUUGUUGUUAUGAAUACUAUAAUGUAUUUUGGAGAUCAGCUGAGUUCUUCAGUGUUGCAUAAGUAUAGUAAGUAAUAUUAAGCUGAUUGGUUUGAUAUUUGCUUAACCUACAAAUCGUGUAUAGUUUUUCAUUAUUCCUAAUAAAAUGCAAACUUGUAAAGGCACUGUACAGAAUAUACCGAGAGAAAGACUCUUCUUAAUAAAGUUCUUUGUGCAAAAUUA
Messenger RNA from Carcharodon carcharias (great white shark), 1646 nucleotides. RefSeq names its product TAF11 RNA polymerase II, TATA box binding protein (TBP)-associated factor (gene taf11). Gene Ontology annotation, cellular component: transcription factor TFIID complex; nucleus. The transcript has 4 exons. The record is from RefSeq and is a predicted model, not a curated record. Gene Ontology annotation, molecular function: protein heterodimerization activity; transcription coactivator activity. Gene Ontology annotation, biological process: RNA polymerase II preinitiation complex assembly; transcription initiation at RNA polymerase II promoter. The coding region runs from base 260 to 934 and encodes 224 amino acids. Lineage: Eukaryota; Metazoa; Chordata; Chondrichthyes; Lamniformes; Lamnidae.